This is a messenger RNA of Chara braunii, 1167 nucleotides long. The record is from the annotation of a GenBank genome assembly. Lineage: Eukaryota; Viridiplantae; Streptophyta; Charophyceae; Charales; Characeae.
UACGUCCUUCCCGGUCCUCUCGUACUAGGGAAGGGUCCUCUCAAUGCUCUCACGCCCACACCGGAUAUGGACCGAACUGUCUCACGACGUUCUGAACCCAGCUCACGUCACAGUUCCUUGCCUUGUCUGGAGACUAUCUUCAGGAAUGACAUCUUGGUAGGGAAGGUCACUGUCCUUGCCUUGGCUGGAGACUAUCUUCACGAAUGACAUCUUGGUACGAAAGGUCACUGUCCUUGCCUUCAGGAAAGUGGUACUUGUCUGGAGACCAUAUUGCUGGCCGAAUCGAGUGAUUUACGUUCUCAACUUCUCCCAGGAUGUUGUGGAUGUGCCAUCAGGACAGCCGUCACCAUGGCUUCCAUCACGACAGCCAUCACCACGGUUCCCAUCAACAGCAUCACGAUUGUCCGCAUAGGCACGGUUUUGUCUCCAUUAGCUGCCAUCGCACACCUUGCGAGUCAUGCGGGGAUCUCCGGGGGGUCGGGCUGCCUCACGACAGCCAUCAUCCGGACAGUCGUCGUCGUGACAGCCAUCAUCAAGUCAGGCGUCAUCACGACGGGUGUCAUGACAGUCGUCAACAUAAAAGCCAUCAUCACAACAACCAUUACCACAAAGGCCGAUAUGGCACCCAUCACCACCGUGGCAAUCGUUAUCAUUCAGAUUACGCCGUCACAACAGCGGGGCUGUUACGACCCCGAUGACCACGGCUAUGGAGCUGAACAGCUUGCUGGAAAGAGAUCGGUGAAACUGAACUUCAAAUCUUGUUGGAAAUAGAUAGGCAAAACUCCACUCCACAGAUGGUUAAAGAAAUAUUGUGCAUCUGAAUGUGUUACCAGCCGGGCGGUCUGAGUUGGCCUAGAUUGCCGCGGGUGGCCUCGUCGGGCAAGCUCCCGGCAAAGUCCCCGUCAGCUGUGUGUCCGAAAUUGGAUUCAAUGUGGGUUCCGCGUUGAACGGUUCAGCGGCCGUUAAAUUCCGUUGAUUUGGCGAUUGAACACCGAAGCGGCAGCGGGACUCACAGGGACCCGCGAGGAUUUUUUUGGUGGGCUGAAAAUCUUUUUGAGGUUUACAACGUCGUACUUUUAUUUUAUUUUUUUGAGCUUUGACUAUAUUUUAAAAAAAAAUAAAAAACAUAAACACAAAGGGAAAAAAAAACAAAAACAAAAGAUGAAG